Molecule: messenger RNA, 2565 nt
Organism: Xiphias gladius (swordfish)
Lineage: Eukaryota; Metazoa; Chordata; Actinopteri; Istiophoriformes; Xiphiidae
Gene: naxd
Product: NAD(P)HX dehydratase
Exons: 11
Coding region: 397-2304 (635 amino acids)
Biological process (GO): metabolite repair
Molecular function (GO): ATP-dependent NAD(P)H-hydrate dehydratase activity
Source: RefSeq, a predicted model, not a curated record
UUUGAGAUGUACCCAAUGAAGGUUAAGGGUGUGAAAGGAGCUUGGGAGGCCGAUCCCCAGUCGGUUUACCACAAAGUACCAUGCGACGCAUUUUGCUAACGACGUAAACGGACAAACAUAGACGGAUAGGCUUCAGCUAGCAUACAAGGAGUUGAACUGUACACGCUACUGGAAUGGUUCCCAGGUUGAAAACUAUAAUUAUUAACCCGGUAGGUCCUUGUAAACAACCCAAACGGCCAGUUGUCGUUGUUGUUGUUGUUUUGGGAUAGCGGCGCCCCGCGGCUUUGAUGCAGCCAAGAGCGAAGAUCCAGACGUCCAUCAUAAUCCGCAGUGUCAACAUCUCCCUUCAACUGCGUGUGGUGGAGGUUACUCUAAGCAAGCCUGUUUGGAUCCGCUAUGCAAGCGAACACAACGCGGGGCUUCUUGUGGUCGGACGUCGAAACGAGGACCUUGUUGAACAUCUGGGGGGAGCAGGACAUCCAGGCGGCGCUGGAUGGAAACUUCCGAAACAGCUUCGUGUACCGCGACGUUUCCCGGAGGCUGGGAGCGAUGGGCUUUGAAAGGACACCGGAACAAUGCAGAGUGCGGAUCAAGAGCCUCAAGAGACAGUACUUGUUGGCGAAGGAGGGUAACCUACGGAACAACGGGCAGUAUCACAAGAUUUGCAAGUUUUAUGACACCAUGGAGAGGAUUUUGAGCAACCGGCCCGCUCUUGACCCGCAGGAGUUCAUAGACAGCGGGGCGGGGGGGGAGGAGGCCGUGGAUGGUCUGGAGGAGGAUGGAGAAGAUGCUCAAGAUGCAUACUCCGAGAGCACAGGGGAGUGUCCUUAUCCUGCAGAGACUGAAGUGAAGCUGGAAUACCCAACUGUUCCCAUCCCUAUUCCAGUUAAAGUGACAGUGGGCAAUAACAGCACCUCAGUAAGACCACAGAACAGCAGCCAGUCAGCCAGUAAUCUGUCAGCCAGAACACCUAAGAGACCGAGGAAGAGACGUGCUAACUUCCCCAUGGAGAAACUAAUGGAGCAGUUCCUCGAGCAGAGCGCCCAGGCCGAGGACAACUUCUACCGGAUGGAGGAGCAGCGCUUGCAGGCAGAAGACCGCCGCAGAGAAGCCGAGCACACCAGGGAGCUGCACAUGCUUCAGAUGCUCGGCCAGAUGUUCUCCAGUCUCUCCUCCGCCAGACCCGGCUCUGCUGCCACACCCUCCAAGACAGCUCCCCCCACCCGCGCACCUGUGUUCUCCAGUGCCUCCCAAUCAUGUACACGUGGCCAGUCCAGUCAUCUCAGACGCCCUUCACCCCAGACAGACUGUUUCAUCCAUCAGAGUCAACUGUUGAACCCAGAUCCCCAGGCAUUAGUGUUUGAACGCUACUACAGCUUGGGGUCUACAUCAUACAGAGGCAUGGAUGAUGAUAUCCUCUCACUAGUAAAGAGCAUAGUCCCUCCACUGACAUCCAAAAAGCACAAGGGACAAGAUGGACGUAUUGGGAUCAUUGGAGGAUGCCAAGACUAUACCGGAGCUCCAUACUUUGCUGCCAUCUCUGCACUGAAAGUGGGGGCUGACUUGUCUCACGUGUUCUGCACCAAAGAUGCUGCAACUGUAAUCAAAUCAUACAGCCCUGAGCUCAUAGUUCAUCCUGUUCUGGACAGUCCUAAUGCAGUGGAAGAAAUAGAAAAAUGGCUCCCAAGACUGCACAGCCUCGUGGUGGGACCAGGUCUAGGGAGAGAAGACUUAUUACUGAAAACAGCCAAGGAGGUGAUAGAGAAGUCAAAAGCAAGAGACAUCCCCAUAGUCAUUGAUGCAGAUGGAUUAUGGCUAGUUACACAGCAACCAUCUGUUAUUCAAGGGUACCAGAAGGGUAUCCUCACACCUAACUUCAUGGAGUUCACCCGACUAUAUGAGGCACUGCACCAUGAACCCAUGGACAGCAGUGAUCAUCAACGCAGUGUCAUGCAGCUCAGUGUAGCCAUGGGCAACCUCACUCUGGUGCUGAAAGGUGAACAGGAUCUCAUUACAGACGGCAGUAAGGUGAUCUCAUGCAGCAUUGACGGCAGUGGGAGAAGAUGUGGUGGACAGGGUGACCUCCUAUCUGGAUCCCUGGGAGUGCUGGCACACUGGGCUCAUGCUGCGUCGCCAGCUGGAGUGGUCAGAAGUGUGAAUCCAUCACUGGUUGCAGCAUUCGGGGCCUGUUCACUCACCAGACAGUGCAACAGUCAAGCAUUCCAGCGACACGGGAGGUCCACCACCACCUCGGACAUGAUCGAGGAGAUUGGCUCAGCCUUUAAAAAGCUAUAUGAAAGCUGAAAACGGACAACUGAAAUCAGUAUAGGUGUUGUUAAAAAGCUAUACAUGCAUACACAAGAUUGCAUUCUUGAAAACUGUUACUAUAGCCUUUGGGUAGGCUGGAAGAAAAUGUUUUCAUCAAAUUGAAUUUGAAUGAAGGUUAGAGAGGUGUGGGCUAUCCCUUCAAAGACAGCGCUCAAAAUCUGUGGCAAAAAAUAAACACUGACCUUGUUGACUUAAGUGCAUUAAAUGAACCUUCUAAUUAAACCAACCAACACUGUC